AUGGCGGCGGACGGCGCCCUGCGCCACAGCCCCAGCGAGCGCGAGCACGGUUUCCAGCAGCUGCUGGUGCCUCUGCCACCAGGGCUGCGGGACCUGCCAGCGCUGCUGCGGAGCGGGCUCACCCUGCGGUGGAAGCGUGACGUCGCUGUGGGCCCGGUGAGUGGCCGGGUUCUGCGCAGCCAGAGUGGGCGUGGGUGGCGCGCGCGUGGAGCCCACGCCCACCCUCAGGGAGGCCAAGGAGGGCAUCUGGAAGUUGGGAAGGUGCCGGCGGUGGAGCCUUUGUGCCGGCCUAGGCAGAAGAGGGGCCCGGGAAGACAGGGUCGCGGGGUGACCCCCGCGGAGCGGCAUUUUCCCUUUACCUUAGAUACACCUGACUUAUCCCCAGAGCACCUGGAUUCUAGCUGCGGGACCCUGAGCAUCGCCUGA
Messenger RNA from Rangifer tarandus platyrhynchus (Svalbard reindeer), 426 nucleotides. Lineage: Eukaryota; Metazoa; Chordata; Mammalia; Artiodactyla; Cervidae. The record is from the annotation of a GenBank genome assembly.